Pan troglodytes (chimpanzee) is the source of this 1117-nucleotide messenger RNA. RefSeq names its product single-pass membrane protein with coiled-coil domains 4 (gene SMCO4). The transcript has 4 exons. Bases 188 to 727 code for a protein of 179 amino acids. The record is from RefSeq and is a predicted model, not a curated record. NCBI's taxonomy places the organism in Eukaryota, Metazoa, Chordata, Mammalia, Primates, Hominidae.
UCUGUGGGUCCUUGCCCAAGACCUUGGAUGAGUGCAGUGAGCAGGCGAGAUCUCUCUGCCAGGCCCAUUUAGGUCUUCCUCUCAACGUUCUGCCACUGCUAGCAGCUCUGUGAUCCAGACUGCUGAAGAUCAGUAAAGAUGUCCAUUUGCCCAGCUGCAUCAUCUGAGAGUGUAGCAUGUUGAAGACAUGAUCUGUUACAGCGUGAGACAACUUUCUCUUAGUGCCUCAUGUUUAAUAGGAAUAACUCAAGUCACCUGUACUGGAAAUCAGUUUGCUGAAAUUAAUCAACGAUUCUUGAAGUUGAAGAAAAGUUGUUCUCUCUACAGGAGGUUCCAGCCUUGGCAAGAGGAGUGUGGCCCUUCCUGGAAUCCCUCUGGACACACCCUCCUAGCAUCCUCUAGGAAAGAUGCGGCAGCUCAAAGGGAAGCCCAAGAAGGAGACCUCCAAGGACAAGAAGGAGCGGAAGCAAGCCAUGCAGGAGGCCCGGCAGCAGAUCACUACAGUGGUGCUGCCCACACUGGCCGUGGUCGUGUUCUUGAUCGUGGUGUUUGUGUACGUGGCCACGCGUCCCACCAUCACCGAGUGAGCCCCGCAGCCGGCCGCGGACCCCAUCGGCAGGGAGAGGAGGCGCGGGAGGGGGACGCAAACAAAAAAUGGCUUUCAUAUUCAGAGAUGUUCAUGUUGCUGAGCUGUAAGCAGGAGCACCCUGUCUUCUCUGGUCUUUGACUUGAUUAAAGUAUCUCCGCUUUCUUGGGAGGGAAUAGGGGAUGUUUUAUCAGUGAAUGUGCCAUACACCUUAUGGUCCACUUCAUGUGCCUUUCAGACUUCAAAGCGCGCGCGCGCGUGUGUGUGUGUGUGUGUGUGUGCGCGCGCGCUUCUUUUUCUCUCCUAAAAAUCGAUAAGUAGCUCCACCUGAAGAGGGGUGGAACCUCUGGGUCAGGAAACAGCUGGAAUCCACACUCACCUCAUUCCCAUUGUUUGGAUCAUGCCUCUUUCCAACACGUGUUCACAAUCUCCAAAGGGACUGUAUUUCUUCUCUGUGCUUAAUGUGAUUUGAAAUAUGUUGAAUCAAAGUGAAAUAUUUAUUUUUUGAAUAAAGGAGAUAAUAGCCUUAAA